This is a messenger RNA of Prionailurus viverrinus (fishing cat), 1488 nucleotides long. It is a transcript of the gene PIPOX, whose product is annotated as pipecolic acid and sarcosine oxidase. The transcript has 8 exons. Bases 374 to 1354 code for a protein of 326 amino acids. Gene Ontology annotation, molecular function: sarcosine oxidase activity; flavin adenine dinucleotide binding; L-pipecolate oxidase activity. NCBI's taxonomy places the organism in Eukaryota, Metazoa, Chordata, Mammalia, Carnivora, Felidae. Gene Ontology annotation, cellular component: peroxisome. The record is from RefSeq and is a predicted model, not a curated record.
GAGAGAGGGUGAAUACAAAAUGGGGGUCCAAGAGGGAACCCAUCUCCUACUGGGCAAGGGCCACCCAAGACCUAUGGGAGGGAGGAGGAUUCCUCUUUGAGCCCCUUUGCAGAGAGGGGUACAAACAGUUUCUUGGUCUUGUCCCUACACGGACACUGAACCCCUCCAAAAUUUCCCAUGAAGGGGAACUUCAUAUAGUCUGACUCAGACGGGCUACGGAGAUUGAUGGGGUUGCUGAAGAGCGUCUUGGGAUCGCUGACUUGGCUCUGUGGAUCGCUGGGAAGUACAGUUCUUUCUACCGCACUCCCGAGGAAGCUCCCAUGGGCAGAGCCGGAUAAUCAGAAGGGCAUAUCCUGAAGACUUCUACACCCAGAUGAUGGAUGAGUGCUACCAGAUAUGGGCUCAGCUGGAGCAUGAGGCUGGGACCCAAUUACACAGGCAGACGGGGCUACUGCUGCUGGGAAUGAAGGAGAAUUCAGAAUUAAAAACGAUCCAGGCUACUUUGUCUAGACGGGGCGUGGAGCACCAGUGCCUUUCAGCUGAGGAGCUGAAACAACGUUUCCCCAAUGUUCUGUUGGCUAGGGGAGAAGUGGGGGUCUUGGACAAGUCCGGAGGAGUUCUCUAUGCAGACAAGGCCCUCAGAGCCUUGCAGGAUGCAAUUCGACAUCUGGGAGGCCUAGUGUGUGAUGGAGAGAAGGUGAUGGAGAUAAAACCGGGGUUCCCAGUCACGGUGAAAAGUACGGCCAGGAGCUACCAAGCCAAGAGCUUGGUCAUCACAGCGGGCCCUUGGACCAACCAGCUCCUCCGUCCCCUGGGAAUAGAGCUGCCUCUGCAGACCCUGCGAAUCAAUGUGUGUUAUUGGCGAGAGAAGGUUCCCGGAAGCUACGGUGUGUCCCAGGCCUUUCCUUGCUUCCUAGGCCUGGGCCUCAGCCCGGCUCCCCACCACAUCUACGGGCUGCCCUCCGGAGAAUACCCAGGGCUGAUGAAGGUCUGCUAUCACCACGGCAACAAUGUAGAUCCUGAGGAGCGGGACUGCCCGGAAGCAUUCUCAGACAUCCAAGACGUCCAGAUCCUGGGCCGCUUUGUCAGAGAUCACUUACCUGACCUAGAGCCCAAGCCUGCCCUUUUGGAGCCCUGCUUGUACGCGAACACCCCUGAUGGGCACUUCAUUCUUGAUCGACACCCAAAGUAUGACAACGUUGUCAUCGGUGCUGGAUUCUCUGGACAUGGAUUCAAGCUCUCCCCUGUUGUGGGGAAGAUCCUGUAUGAAUUAAGCAUGAAAUUAACGCCAUCGUAUGACUUGACACCUUUUAGAAUGAGCCGCUUCCCCGGCCUGGGCAAAGCCCACCUCUGACCCCUGGCCAGCGCUUCCUUUUUGUACACUGGAGCCGGGAAUAAAGCCCUCUGGCUGUAACAUGCCCUCGUGUUCUCCCGCCUCUCUUGAGUCCCCUGUCAACGCCGCUUGAUUGAGUCGACCUUCUCUCCCUG